Canariomyces notabilis is the source of this 1299-nucleotide messenger RNA. RefSeq lists its product as uncharacterized. Bases 1 to 1299 code for a protein of 432 amino acids. The record is from RefSeq and is a predicted model, not a curated record. Gene Ontology annotation, molecular function: zinc ion binding; DNA-binding transcription activator activity, RNA polymerase II-specific. Gene Ontology annotation, biological process: regulation of transcription by RNA polymerase II. Lineage: Eukaryota; Fungi; Ascomycota; Sordariomycetes; Sordariales; Chaetomiaceae. The transcript is spliced from 3 exons.
AUGAUCGGGCCUUCAGCUUCCCUUUUGCCCGAAGCAACCCCGGGAAGGCUGCAUGUGGUCAGCACGCGACGCCGUCCCCACCGCAAGUCAAAGACUGGCUGCGUCGACUGCCGGAGACGGCGCGUCAAGUGCGACGAACAGAAGCCAAGUUGCCGAUUGUGCAUGCGGCGUCAUGUCGAAUGCGUAUACACAGCAUUGCCCGCCUUCCAGGCUGCGCCUCCGCAAGGGCAUGUCACCGAACCUUCACCAGCUGAAACACCCGCCCACUCACGCUCACUGGGUGGCUCGACCGUCUCAGACGCCUCGUGUUCCCGUAGGACCGCGUGCACAUCCACGUUUCCCUUUAGCAUGAGCGAUCUGGCACUCCUCCACCAUUGGACAUUGUCCACCAGCCUCAGCAUCUGCCGCGAGUCCAGCUGCGUCGACAUCUGGCGACGGGUGUUCCCGGAGGUAGGCUUCGAGCACCCUUUCGUAGCGCAUGCCAUCCUGAGCCUGGCCGCUCUGCAUCUCGCUUACAGCGCUGGGGCGAGAGACGGUGCAAACGUGGCCAAGGCCGCCGAGCAUUACAACGAGGCUCUCCUAGGGUUCCGUCAGGCCGUGGCCAACAUCACUGAUACCAACAGCGAGGCGCUGUUCAUCUGGUCGUUGCUGAACGUGAUAUAUGUCUUUGCGUCUCUGACGCAACUCGGCGACGCGGACGCUGAGAACAGUGCUUCCCGCAUGUCCUGCAUGUCCCGCAAAGAGCAGGUUCUCGGCAUCGAAUGGAUCCCCAUGAUCCGCGGCAUCGAAGCCGUACUGUACCCGACGCACAAUUACCUGCGGUUUGGCCGCAUGCAAGUCAUCAUGAGUAUUGGUAAUUGGGACGAUUUGAAGCCGGGUCCGGUCGCGUCCCAGCGACCCGAUAGCUAUCUUUGUCGAGCGCGAGAGACGUGGAAGAACAGCAGUGACGUCGAGACAUACGACCGGGUCCUUUGGAUCCUCCGCAAGUGUUGGAUGUUUAUCCAGCAGUUUGACACAAUGGAUGCGGCCAGGCUGGCAACCUGGGGCUAUAACCGCUCCUGGUCUGGGCCGUUGAUGUUCGUUCACUUUGCACCUGACGCGUAUUUUACCCUGUUGCACCAGCGGCAGCCCCCAGCGCUGGUCUUGUUUGCUUAUUUCGGUGUCCUUCUGCACGGGAUCACUGAUUACUGGUUCUUGGAGGGUUUGGGCAAGGAGAUUGUGGAGGUAGUUGCUGACUUGCUUGGGUCUUACUGGAGGCCGUGGAUCUCUUGGCCGCUAGACGCUGUUGGACUUGACUAA